AUGCCUUACCAGUACACGAUACCCAAUCUCAAUGGCCUUUCUCAAGAGGAGAAAAUAGCUCUUGCCAUACAGGCAGUUCACGACAGUGGUUCUACCCCCGACGGCCGCACCAACCUCUCUUUACGUCGUGCUGCUGCUGACUUCGAGGUUCCGCGCUCAACACUCACGGAUCGUUUCAAUGGGAAGCUUACUCGUCAUGCUGCCAAUGAGCACCGGCAAACCCUCAACAAUGAUGAAGAGGAAGUUCUUGCUGAGUGGGCAAAGGUGCAAGGCCGUCGUGGAGUGCCGCUUUCUCCAUCGGCGCUUAUCGAACACGCGGAGGCUAUUGCCGGCAAGGCUGUUGGCCCAACUUGGGCGUCUCGGUUCCUUAAUCGGCAUCCUGAUCUCAAGACUCGUUGGACUCAGAGCUUAGAGGAUUGCCGCGCAAACAAUGCGAACGAAACAACCGUGUUUGGCUUCUUGGACAUGUACGAGGAUCUCGUCAACGAAUUCAAUAUCCCGCCAGAGAAUAUAUAUAACAUGGAUGAAAAGGGCAUUCAGCUAGGCGUUGGGAAGCGCAUGAACGUGAUCAUCGACCGCACCCAGGAGAAUGUCUACAAUGUUGAGGAUGGCAAUCGAGAACUUGCUACCGUUAUUGAGACGUUGAAGCGCGACUUCGAACCUAUGAGCGCGGCACGCAACAAGACCAAUGGCUACCGACUCCUCAUUCUGGAUGGCCAUAAUUCACACUGUACCUAUCGCUUCUGCAAAUUCGCGGCGGAGAAGCGCAUCAUUAUCAUCUGUCUACCAUCUCACACUACACAUGUUCUUCAGCCAUGCGACGUUGGCGUGUUCGGCCCACUUGCAUCCUGUUGGAAAGCUGAGGUCAACGCUGUGUCGAAGCAGCGUGGAUCUAUCACUAAGUCAACACUUCUCUCCCACUAUUCCCGUGCCCGUGACAAGGCAUUCAAGGAGACGACAAUCAAGGCCGCAUUUCUCAAAACUGGCAUUUGGCCAAUAGACCGUCAUGCCAUCGAUCCCAUUGUAUUCGAGCCAUCAAAGAAUACAACUACACAAUCCGCCCAACCCCUACCGACAAAGGUGCCAUCACUCCUUCGAGUCAUCCCUGCUCCACUUCCUGUACCUGGUAUCACCGCCACGGCUACUCCUCUCCCACCAACUCCGGCUCUGUCUCGUAUCGAAGAGUCUCCAUCCUCCACAUCCAUCAGCGAAGGCAAUGGCACCGCUUCUGUUAAUCAAUCAGUCGGCACACAAGUUAUAACACAAACCGAAGAAGAGGCCAUGCUCGAGCGCAUCGAGAUUGUGCUCCCGAAGCGCCUGCGCAAAAACGCGUCGCGAAGUGCACUGUGGGCCCAGAAUGACGAACUCUUCAAAUUGCUAGAGAUGGCGGGUCACGAGCUGAAGGCGUUCUAUGGUCAGAUGAAGCUGAUGGACCUCGAGAACGGGAAGCUGCGCGAACAGCUGUAUGGUCGACGGUCAAAGAAGAGGGAGGUGAGACGGACUUCUGAGGCACGACACAUGACAUCGGAGGAGGUGCUAGAGGGGCUUGCACGGGGGGAGUGGGAGAUUGCUGCGAUGGCACGGAGGGAGGAAGGAAGGAAGGCGAGGGAGGAGGCGAAGAGGGAGGUGGUGUGGCUGCGAGUGACUGAGUUUGGGCCGAUGUUACGAGAGGCGACUGCCGAGGCAAAGAGAAUGGGUGUGGUGCCAGUGGGGAACAGUCGGGGUGGUCGGGGAGGGAUUCCUCGAGGUGGGCGUGGUCGGGCUAAUCGAGGCAACUUAGAUUCCCCGAGCACAUCCGAUGCUGACGUUGGCCCUGCUCCCAUUGAAGAUACUGCUCCUCCUACUACAACCGAGAGGGGCCGCGGUCGUGGUCGUGGUCGAGGGCGGGCCUCUGCCACUACCAAUCGAGGGGGUGCCAGAGGUGUCCGUGGGGGUGCCCGUGGCCGUGGUCGGGGGCGAAGGGCUCCAGCGGGCGUUCAGAUGGACACCGUCGAUGAGCAUUCUGAAAUUGCAGAAGCGCAGGACAUGGAGGAGCCGGCUCCACCUGCACAGGAGCCUCGAGCACGCCCCCGCCCCCGCCCACGCCCAAUCAAACAAAAGCAGGCACAACCGCCCCCUGCAACGAACGUUAAUGAAGGAACGACCGAGGCAGGGCUCGGAGACACACCUUCCGCCGAGCAUUCACUGCCCUCCACAGUUCCAUCUCGCACUCAAGACCCUGCGCUGGAAUCUUCAUCUUCUUCCGCCCAGGAGCAAGGAGCGCCAUCCGGGCGUCGGAGUCAGCCUGCUAGAAUGCGGUAG
Molecule: messenger RNA, 2301 nt
Organism: Cyclocybe aegerita
Lineage: Eukaryota; Fungi; Basidiomycota; Agaricomycetes; Agaricales; Hemipholiotaceae
Source: the annotation of a GenBank genome assembly